CCUCAGCAUUCCUCUCUGUGGCUUUGGAUCCAACCGACCCGAAGCUCUCUCUGCUUCGAUCUUCAUCAAGAGGUUCUCCUUAGUCUCCAUCGAUACCCAAACUCUCUUGGAAUGCUGAAAGAUGUGUAUUCUUGUUGAGUCGUUCAUGUCGGCUGUUUGAACAAGAGAGGAAACGAAACUGCGGGAAUCAUACUGCAGUUUCGUAUCUAGCGUAUGGAGACGAAGGAGAACAUAUUGAUGAAGAAAUAUGAAGUAGGGAGGAUGUUAGGUCAAGGCGCUUUCGCAAAAGUUUACCAUGGUAGGAAUGUUAGAACAGGACAGAGUGUGGCGAUCAAGGUUAUUGAUAAACAAAAAAUAGUGAAAGUUGAGCUCAUUAAUCAGAUCAAACGUGAGAUAUCUAUCAUGAAUAUGGUAAGGCACAAAAACAUAAUGCAUCUUGAGGAAGUAAUGGCCACCAAAACCAAGAUAUACUUUGUGAUGGAAUAUGCGAAAGGCGGUGAGCUUUUCAAGAGGAUUAUCAAAAGGCGAUUUAAGGAAGAAACCGCGAGGACAUACUUCCGGCAAUUGAUUUGUGCUGUUGAUUUUUGCCACAACAGAGGCGUCUAUCACCGUGAUUUAAAACCCGAGAAUCUUCUUCUAGACGAAGAUGGGAACUUGAAGGUGUCGGAUUUUGGUUUAAGUACGCUCGCAGAGUCUAAACGACAGGAUGAUUUACUUCACACGACGUGUGGGACUCCUGCGUAUGUUUCUCCUGAGGUUAUAAGCCGAAAAGGGUAUGAUGGGGCCAAAUCCGACAUCUGGUCAUGCGGUGUGAUACUAUUUGUGAUGCUCGCGGGCCAUCUUCCGUUCCAUUGUAGAAAUCUUAUGGAUAUGUAUAGGAAGAUAGCUAAAGGUAUUUACAAAUGCCCUACUUGGUUCUCUUCUGAAGUAAAGAGGUUGUUAUCUAAGAUUCUUGAUCCAAAUCCCAAAACUAGGAUUUCCAUUGCAAGAAUCAUGGAACAUCCGUGGUUCAAGAAAGGCUUGACUCCCACACAUCCGGUGGCAAACGAGGCGAACAUGGAUAGUAUUGUUACGAUACCCUUAGAACUCGAUGUUAUGGAGCUUGCAAGGCCGGAUAAUCUGAAUGCAUUUGACAUCAUUUCUCUCUCGAGCGGAUUAGACUUGUCAAGUUUGUUUGUGAGUCAGGACGAGAAGGAGGAUGCCCGGUUCACAACAACAAGCACGGUUGCUUGUAUCGUGUCAAAGCUUGAGGAUGUUGCACGCCACUCGGGGUUCAAACUGACGAAGAAGGAGCGAGGGUCGUUCAAGCUAGAGGGGUGUGUGAAAUAUGAAUUGUCCAUUGAUGUAGAGAUCUAUGAAAUUGGCCCCUCAUACCAUUUAGUGGAGAUGAAAAAAUCUAGUGGUAAUUUGAUGGACUAUCAGCAUUUGCUAGGACAAAAUAUAAAAUCUGCCUUUGAGGAUAUAGUUUGGUCAUGGCUAGGUGAGCAACAACAUAGCUAGUUAUACUUAUAUAUUAUCUCUAACUUCCCACAUUCUUGUUACAAUUUCUGACCCACCCUUUGUAUACUAAAUCUUGUUUAUAUGUCAA
Molecule: messenger RNA, 1588 nt
Organism: Salvia hispanica
Lineage: Eukaryota; Viridiplantae; Streptophyta; Magnoliopsida; Lamiales; Lamiaceae
Product: CBL-interacting protein kinase 2-like
Biological process (GO): signal transduction; protein phosphorylation
Molecular function (GO): protein serine/threonine kinase activity; ATP binding
Source: RefSeq, a predicted model, not a curated record